Molecule: messenger RNA, 4617 nt
Organism: Doryrhamphus excisus (bluestripe pipefish)
Lineage: Eukaryota; Metazoa; Chordata; Actinopteri; Syngnathiformes; Syngnathidae
Product: un-named sa1614
Biological process (GO): positive regulation of GTPase activity
Cellular component (GO): cytoplasm
Molecular function (GO): GTPase activator activity; protein binding
Source: RefSeq, a predicted model, not a curated record
AUUUUUAGAAUGCGGCGUCAUAGAGUGUCGAUCUAGGUGGUCUAGUUCUGUGCUCGUUCAGCAACUGCGCGCCUCCGCGACACAGGCACACUGUUGUGCACCGCGCACGCGCAUCUGCAUGCGGUAGUCGUAAAGCAGGAAGACAAUCAUUAUUAUGAAUUAUAAUUAAAUGGAAAAAAAACAGAAGAAUAACUAAAGAAGAAGAAUCGCCAUGAUGAUGGAUGAGCCCAAACCUAACUGGGCUUCUUCGCUCCUCUGAAGCCUCUUCCGGCGUGCGGAGCUCGGCUUGCUUGGUCUGGUGCUCCGCUCUUUGUCAGCAGGUUCGACAGCCAGCCAGCCAGCCGGCCAGCCAGCCGGGCGGGUCUCCGGGUCUUCUCCGAACCUACACUCGUUACUUUAACAGGAGUCCGGAUUGUCGUUUUUAUCCCGGUGCUGGUCAGACCAGGAGAACCUGGAACGAACCGGCUUUUGUUGCGAGACAAAAAGCUAAUCAAGUCAUAAUCAAUUUAAUCAGCGUCAAUUAGAGCUCAAAUCAGGCACUGGUUUCAUCCCGGCUCCAAGACCAUGCCGUAUAUCUGGUCCUGGUUCUGGUUCUGAGACGGAUCCCCCGCUGGCAACCUCGCUCUUUUGUGCUAUUGUUCCCGGUCCCGUCUUGAUUCUGAUCCUGGCCCGGUUGCUGGAGUGUACAGAGGAGGAACCAUGCCGGAGUGCGUGUCCGUCUCCGAGUUCGUGCAGGAGGUUCUAGAGGACUGGAGCUCGCCCACCACCUCCUCGUUUAGCUCCAAGAUGGGCGGCUGCAGGAACACCGUCUACCUGCUGGAGGAGGCUCUGGACAGCGACCGCUUGUUGUUGCAGAAGAUGAAAAAAGCAGCUAAAGCCAAAUACACAUCAGGACAAGAGCAUGUGUCCCAUCUGGAGCAGUACAUCCUAUCCAUGGAGAAACUGUCAAUCAACUGUCACUCCAACGGAGAGUCAGAGGUGGGCUCCGCCUUCUGUCGCCUGGCUGACUUCUCCAAGGAGCUCGUCUCGCCCCUGAAGAACCUGCUGAAGAGCAUGCUGCACAACAUCAACUUCUUCCUGGACUCGCUGGUAAAAGGCGACCUGCGGGAGGUGAAGGGGGAUCUGAAGAAGCCUUUCGACAGAGCUUGGCGAGAUUAUGAGAGCAGAUUCAAGCAGGUGGAAAAGGAGAAGCGUGAGCUAGCUCGUCAGUACGGAAUGGUAAGGAGCGAGGUGAGCGGCGGCGAGAUUGCAGAGGAGCUGGAGAAGGAGCGACGCUCCUUUCAGCUGAGCAUGUGUGAGUAUCUGAUUAAAGUCAAUGAGAUCAAGACAAAGAGGGGAGUGGACCUGCUGCAGAACCUCAUCAAACACUUCCACAGUCACAACAAUUUCCUGCAGGAAUGCGUUUCUACCACUCACAGGCUGAAGCAGUACAUGGAUGAGCUGAACGGCGUGCUGACCUCGGUGAAACAGCGUCAGGAGGAGGAAAAACGUCAACUGGUGUCACUUCGAGAUCAACUGAGGCCUGUUGUACACACCGAGCAGGAUUCUUUACCUAAGCAGGUGUACAACAUGCAUCAGCUGCUAGGAGAUAAACAGUAUGGAACAGAGAGAAGUGGGUUCCUUUACAAGAAGAGUGAUGGGUUGAGGAAAAUGUGGCAAAAGAGGAAAUGUUCUGUUCAUAACUGUUAUUUGACCAUCGCGCACGCAACGUCAAACAAACCUCCCACCAGACUCAACCUGCUCACUUGUCAGGUCAAACCCAGCGUGGAGGACAAGAAAUGCUUCGACCUCAUCUCUCCAGAUAACCGUACCUACCACUUCCUGGCGGAGGAUGAAGCAGAGUGUGUGGCCUGGAUCUCGGUGCUUAGCAACAGCAAACAGGAAGCUCUGACGGUGGCGUUGGACGGAGGCAGGAAAGCCGGUGCGGAGAGCAGCAUGGAGGAGCUGACCCGCUCCAUUACUGAUGAUAUCAGACGCAUGCCUGGAAACAACAACUGCUGCGACUGUGGAGCUCCAGACCCGGGCUGGGUGUCAACUAACUUGGGCAUCCUGACGUGCAUCGAGUGUUCCGGGGUCCACAGAGAGAUGGGCGUCCACGUCUCCAGGAUCCAGUCCCUCAGUCUGGACAGUCUCGGUACAUCCGACCUGCUGUUGGCCAGAAACGUUGGUAACUCAGGUUUUAAUGAGAUACUGGAGGCAAACCUGCUGAGUCCAUCAAUGAAGCCAUCGCAGCACAGCCACAUGACGGAACGUAAAGACUUCAUUCAGUCCAAAUACCAGGAUGUUCACUUUGUGAGGCGGAGUCACAGCUCAUCCACGGCGCUGCGGAUCCUGCAGGAGGCCACCAAGAGCUGUGACAUCUACAGUCUCAUCCAACUGUACGCCCAACGCACCGAGCUCAGCCACCCGCUGCUCUCUCAUAUACAAGAGAAAGGGGAGACGGCGCUUCACCUUGCUGUCCUAUUGGCUGACAGGACAUCUUUACACAUUCUGGACUUCCUGGCACAGAACUGCUCCAAUGUGGAUGUACAGACGGUGGCGGGGAACACAGCACUGCACUACAGUUGUCUGCACAACAAGAGUGAUUGUGUGAAGCUGCUGCUGAGGGCCAGGGCCAACACACACAUAAAGAACGAGCUUGGUGAGACAGCAUUGGAUGUGAGCCGCAGAUUGAAGCACAGCCACUGUGAGGUGCUGCUGCAACAGGCCCAGUCUAACCAGUUUGACCAUCAUAUCCACGUGGAGUACGAGUGGAGGCUUCGUCAUGAUGACGUUUAUGACAGCGAUGACGACUUUGAUGACAAGAAUGGUCCUGUAAAGAAAGAACGUUCCUCCUCCUCCUUCUCCUUCCCCUCACGACCUUUCAGCUUUGGUCACUCGUCGUCCUCCUCCUCCACGACCACCCCUCCAUGCACAGGUUUGUCAGGAGGAUCCGCCCCGGCAGGAGGAGGUAGCGGUGGCUUGCUCAGCGUGGGACGCAGGCUAGCCAUGGCCAUGGAGCACCACACGCGUCCCCCGGCUUCUGCGGCCAGUCCCCCUCCGCCGCCGCCCUCCUCACCCGCUCCACCGCUGCCCCCCAGGGUCAAAGCUCCCAACGUUCCUCCUCCUCCUCCUCCUGCUUGGAAGGAAGGGGCGUGCGAGGAAGCGGAGCACGAGGGGGAGGUAUUUUUCCCCCUGAUGGGAAACAGGAAGACGACUCCACCCCCGCCUGUUGCCGCACGCCACAAGAGGAGCAGCUCCGAGUCUGGCAAGCACGAAUACGGGAUACCAGCCAGUCUCAGGAGCUACAGCGGACCAGAUUCCUCCUUCAAGUGUGUUCCAUCUUCUCCUCUCAGCUCGCUGACUGAACAAGCAGAUGGAGGCACUUGCUGUCCAGAAACAUCCAAACGAGUUUUCCGUAGGGCGGAGAGCGACACAAGCUCCUCCCACUUCCUGCACCACACCAGAAGAACAUCCCCUAACGGCUCUCCAAACAAUCAGCGCUCGCAGAGUUUUGAGAGCACCAACAGAGGCCCCGCCCCCCAGCCGCUCCCUCGCAGGUCAUUGCCUCGGGGCACGGGGUCCACUCGACGGGUUCGCGCUCUGUACGACUGCGAGGCAGACCACCACGAUGAGCUGAGCUUCAACGAGGGACAAGUUCUAGUGGUCGUGGGACAGGAGGACCGUGACUGCACGGUUAUAUCGAAGAGGAACCGGACCAGAGGGGCUUGUUCCCGUCUUCCUUUGUGCAGCCGCUCUCAGACUAAGAGAAGGAACCUCGGACCAGAACCUCAAUACCAGACCACUGCCAAGACCGCACAGAACCGGCGGAGGUCUUCAACCUGCCACAGCUGCAUUGUUCAAGCCCGGAGACGCUGUGAGCCACGUUGUCAUAGCAACCUGUGUCUCAUGCCCUCUAUCACCAUGGAAACGUUUAGUGUCGCUGACCUUUGCAUGAGGACUCAACAGGAGACUAGAGCUGCAUCUGAGAUGGCGGAUACAAGUGACCAAUUAGAAAGGGCUCUUCAAAAUAAAACAUCUCCAACUGGAGAUUUAAUUUUGAAGGUCACCCUAACAAUUGUAUUUAUUUUUAUUGAUUGUGUUAAUGAUUGUAUGGACAUUAUCGGUGCUAUUCGUCUUCUUGGUCCUGGUUACAAAGGAUAAUUCAUGGGAAACCAAAGCACAAAUUGAUGCUCACGUCAGCCUUGAGGACUUUGAGAACAGCAGGGGAGGUGGAGCCUAACGGGGCGUGGCUGACGCGUCCAGCUGCCUUUCAGUAGCAAGUCACUUCCUGCCUUCAGCCACAAAUAAACGACUACAUGACUGCACCAAAGCAUAUGAAUGAAAUAUGUAACAAAAAAAGUCAGAACAUGAUGACAAUAAAGUUGUGCUUGCUGGAUGAAAACAAUCAUUAAGGAUUGAUGACCCAAGGAAUUAUUUGCAACUAUAUUUUUCUUUACAUAAAAAAUUGUGACUUUAUUCUCAUAACAUCACAUUUUUAAUUUUAACACAAGUGCAUCUUUACUCUUGUAUAUUUUUAUCCUAUCCAUUCAAAAAAUGUGAAAUUACCUUAAAAGCUCAUGUAGAAUUAGAAUAAAUAGCAAAAAAAAUGACAAACUUUACCGUAAAAAACUCUUA